Oryza brachyantha (malo sina) is the source of this 1351-nucleotide messenger RNA. RefSeq lists its product as uncharacterized. Lineage: Eukaryota; Viridiplantae; Streptophyta; Magnoliopsida; Poales; Poaceae. The record is from RefSeq and is a predicted model, not a curated record. The transcript is spliced from 2 exons. The coding region runs from base 49 to 1182 and encodes 377 amino acids.
GAGACCCGCCUCCCGCCUCAGCGCGGUGCGAGCUGCGGACUCGCUCUGAUGGAAGCAGCCGGUGGAGCAGGAGGAGAAGCCGGCUGCGUCGGCGGCAGAGGCGGGGAGUCUCCGCCGCCGCCGCCCAAGACGCUGGUGGACUGGGCGCUGGAGAUCCUCGACACGGCCGACCCCGACGAGAAGGCCCGCCUGGGGGACCUCGCCGCCGCGGAGUGGCUGCGCGGCGCCAUCCCGCUCCCCUACGACCCGGCGCGCCCCCCGCGGCCCCCGCCCGACCGCCCGGCCCGGAGCGACGCCGUGCGGCUGCUCCCGCCGUCGCAGAUGCCCAAGCUGGGCAAGGGCGGCAGCGCGCAGAGCCGGCUGGCGCUGCUGCACUCGCUGGCGCACACCGAGAGCUGGGCCGUCGACCUCUCCUGGGACAUCGUCGCCCGCUUCGGCGCGCGGCUGCGCAUGCCCAGGGAGUUCUUCGACGACUUCGCCCGCGUCGCCCAGGACGAGGGCCGCCACUUCACGGUGCUCUCCGCGCGCCUGCGGGAGCUCGGCUCGCACUACGGCGCGCUCCCCGCGCACGACGGGCUCUGGGACUCGGCGACGCGCACCUCGCACUCCCUCCUCGCCCGCCUCGCCGUCGAGCACUGCGUCCACGAGGCUAGGGGAUUAGAUGUCCUACCUACCACCAUAUCAAGAUUCCGCGCAGGUGGGGAUGAACAAACAGCCAAAUUACUAGAAAUUAUUAUUUAUCCUGAGGAGAUAACACACUGCGCAGCUGGUGUUAGAUGGUUCAGAUACCUGUGCCUCCGGUCUCACAAUGGUGAUCCAACCGCCAGUUCAGUUCCGCAGGAUAUAACACAGUGCUCUGUGCUCCCACGAGGUGGUACCAGUGACAUCAACAAGGUUGAAGAAGUGGAAGAUGGGCCGGAAGCCAAGUUGGCAGAACCCUCUAAUGGCCAUGACAAAACAGUCCAACAGGUGGAGGAUGAACUGGCACAAUGCAAACUGGUCGACAUUGACGACGAUGCCGAGGCAGCAGUCAUUCGGACUUUCCACAGUGUUGUUAGAGAGUAUUUCCGGGGACCCCUGAAGCCUCCCUUCAAUACAGAGGCGAGGAAAGCCGCUGGCUUCGAUCCUGCCUGGUAUGAACCCUUGGCAGUGAAGGAGGUCGAGAGACAAGCAGUUGAGUGAGCUGUAUACUUCCUGCCAUGUAGCAGGCUAGAACCUCUUUCCUGUCCCUUCUUUUAGCAGGAUGACUUACUGAACUUGUGAUUAGGGCUGAAAAUGGAGCGGAUAGUUUCUGUCUGCUCCGGAAAAAAACGGAUACGGAGGUAGCUCGGAGCGGAUAUUUCCCGGAUAA